Xenopus laevis (African clawed frog) is the source of this 2700-nucleotide messenger RNA. It is a transcript of the gene tle2.L, whose product is annotated as transducin like enhancer of split 2 L homeolog. The record is from RefSeq and is a predicted model, not a curated record. The transcript is spliced from 21 exons. Gene Ontology annotation, cellular component: nucleus; transcription regulator complex. Gene Ontology annotation, biological process: regulation of DNA-templated transcription; negative regulation of DNA-templated transcription; negative regulation of canonical Wnt signaling pathway. NCBI's taxonomy places the organism in Eukaryota, Metazoa, Chordata, Amphibia, Anura, Pipidae. The coding region runs from base 244 to 2550 and encodes 768 amino acids. Gene Ontology annotation, molecular function: transcription corepressor activity.
GCAGGGUGUCGGAAAGGCCUUGAAGAGACAAGGAGAGAUGAGAUGAAGGAGGGGAGCAGGACAUGGGGCAUUGCACUGGGGAGGCCUGCUGGGUGGGAUAGGGAGAGCAAGCACUAGAGAGAUCAGGCGAACGGUGAGCAGUGGAAAGGGUCCAUAAGCCAUCAGGAACAGCGAGGCUGUUGUAAAGGCCCUGGGUGGGACCGAGAUUGCACAAAGCGAGACAGUCCCACUACCUCCUCAAAGAUGUUCCCUCAAAACAGACCUCCGACUCACCUACAGGCCUCAGUGGCAACAGGGGCAGCAUCUGGCCCCCCUCAGAGCCUCAAACUCACCUAUCCUGAGACUUUGGACCGUAUCAAGGAGGAAUUUCAGUUUCUGCAGAGUCAGUACCACAGUUUAAAACUAGAGUGCGAAAAGUUGGCAACAGAGAAAACAGAGAUUCAGCGUCAUUAUGUCAUGUACUAUGAAAUGUCUUAUGGGCUGAAUAUAGAAAUGCACAAACAAACAGAGAUUGCCAAGAGGCUGAAUGUAAUCUGUGCCCAGCUGGUACCCUUCCUCUCUCAGGAGCACCAACAACAGGUUGUCCAGGCUGUAGAAAGAGCUAAGCAGGUGACUAUGGCAGAGCUGAAUGCAGCCAUCGGGGUACGUUUCAUUCCCCCUCAGCUGACUGUGCACCAACUGCAGGCCCAGCACCUCUCUCACCAUGCACCUCCAAUCCCUUUAACCCCACAUCCAUCCAGUCUGCAACACCCUGGACUUGCUGCCGCAACCAGUGCAUCAAGCCUGUUGGCGCUAUCUGGUGUUCUUGGCCUUCAGACACAACUUGCUGCAAAAGAGGGCCUUGCAGAUGCAGAACACAGAGAGAGAGACCCAGGGCCUAGCUGUUUAACCCUUCCAAAUGGUGAGCGUGUGCGCACUUUGUCAGAUUAUCUAAACAGCAACAAGAAGCGGAAAACAGAGGAAAAAGAUUUUGGCACAGACUAUGGUAGUGAUGCUGACCGCAGUGAAGAUAAUUUGGUGGUUGAUGAGGAUCCUGCCUCUCCUCACAGUGUCCAUUCUUACUCCUCUCGGGAAAAUGGUGUAGACAAACCUACUCUGCAAAGAAAAGAUCCUCCACCUGCAAGCCCAAAUUCCAUGACCUCAUCCAGUAGUGUGUCACCCUCCAGGAGCAAAGACAUUCCCUCACAGCAAGUGGAGAAGGCAGGAACCCCUGGCUUAAAGUCCAGCACUCCUAAUUCACAGAGUGAUCUAAAUACACCAGGCCCCAGUGGGACCAGUGCAUCACAAUUUAGGUCUAUCGCCACCAAACCAGCCAUUGACUCCUUAGCUCUUGGACUGAGGACUCCAUUAGGGGGGCAGGGUGGUUAUCCUGCUGCAUUUAGCAUUGCUCACCCAUCUGUAAAUGCAGAUGGUGCUGGGGCCUAUGCUGGGUUGCACCUAAUGUCUCCACAAAUUAAUGGCGCUACUGCUGCUGGAACCUAUGGACGAUCUCCAUUAGUCAGCUAUGAUCCCCAUGCUCACAUGCGAGGAUUGGGUUCUGCAAUUCCAGGGUCUGCAUCAGGAAAACCGGCAUACUCUUUUCAUGUCAGCGCAGAUGGACAGAUGCAGCCAGUUCCCUUUCCCCCAGAUGCUCUUAUUGGCUCAGGAAUUCCACGGCACGCGCGUCAGCUCCACGUACUGAACCACGGAGAGGUAGUCUGUGCGGUGACUAUUAGCAAUUCAACACGCCAUGUCUAUACUGGAGGCAAAGGAUGUGUUAAAGUGUGGGAUGUUGGCCAACCAGGUACAAAGACUCCUGUGGCACAGCUUGAUUGCCUGAACCGUGACAAUUACAUUCGCUCCUGUAAACUUCUGCCUGAUGGACGCAGCCUCAUUGUCGGUGGGGAAGCCAGCACCUUGUCCAUCUGGGACUUGGCAUCUCCUACUCCUAGAAUAAAGGCAGAGCUAACAUCAUCAGCACCGGCCUGCUACGCAUUAGCCAUUAGCCCCGAUGCCAAAGUUUGCUUCUCUUGCUGCUCAGAUGGAAACAUUGUAGUGUGGGACCUUCAAAAUCAGACCCUUGUCAGGCAGUUCCAGGGCCAUACGGAUGGCGCCAGCUGCAUAGACAUCUCUCAUGAUGGUACCAAAUUGUGGACAGGGGGGCUGGAUAACACAGUGCGAUGCUGGGACUUGAGGGAGGGCAGACAACUCCAACAGCAUGACUUCAAUUCACAGAUCUUCUCUCUGGGGUACUGCCCCACUGGAGAAUGGCUGGCCGUGGGGAUGGAGAGCAGCAAUAUUGAGGUUCUACAUGUUUCUAAACCUGAUAAAUACCAGCUGCAUCUUCACGAGAGCUGUGUCUUGUCGCUGCAAUUUGCAUCUUGUGGAAAAUGGUUUGUGAGUACUGGGAAAGAUAAUUUGCUAAAUGCUUGGAGGACACCAUAUGGGGCCAGCAUAUUCCAGUCAAAAGAAUCCUCUUCUGUUUUGAGCUGUGAUGUUUCCACUGAUGACCAAUUCAUUGUCACAGGUUCUGGAGACAAGAAGGCAACAGUAUAUGAGGUUAUCUACUGAAGUCUCCUACCUUUCUACCCUUGGGGUUUCCCUUCCAUUGCACGGACCCUCUGGGGAUGCCCCAAAGUCCCUUGGGUUAGUUCUGUUUUUAGGUGUAUAUUUUAUCUGUACUGGGCAGCGUGUAUUUAAUAAUAAAAUCAGAGAAAAGUA